Messenger RNA from Mus musculus (house mouse), 6999 nucleotides. RefSeq names its product kielin/chordin-like protein (gene Kcp). NCBI's taxonomy places the organism in Eukaryota, Metazoa, Chordata, Mammalia, Rodentia, Muridae. The coding region runs from base 82 to 6444 and encodes 2120 amino acids. The record is from RefSeq and is a predicted model, not a curated record. The transcript is spliced from 48 exons. Gene Ontology annotation, cellular component: extracellular region.
GGGCGGCGGCUUGAGUCUCCGCACCCCGCCUCCCGCAGCGCCGGCUGAGCACAGACCUAAAGCGAGGCGGGUCGAGCGAGCAUGGCGGGGGCUCGGGCGGCGUUGCUACCACUGCUCCUGCACCUCGGGAGCCUGGCGCUGGCCGCGCGGGAUACUGAGACCCCGCCCGCGAGCAUCAUCCUUGUGGAUGGAAGUUGGGCAGGGAGACCAUGUCAAGACAGUGCCAAUUUCUGGGGACAAGGUGGAGAGGUCUCCAGAGAGCAGCCUAGGCUUGCUGAUGCUAUCUCUCAGCAGCAGGCACCCUCCCACUCCUUGGUCCCUGGUGAGACCCACCAACAGCAGUGGUGCCCCCUGGAGGAGAGGCUGGAACGGCUGGAGGCAGAGGUGACUGACCUCAGAAAGCAGAACAGGGAGCUGCAAGCCAGGGUGGUGCAGCUGGAGUCCUGUGAGUGCUGGGGGCCAGGUCACACCUGUCCCGAAGGAGCUCGCUGGGAGCCUGAUGCCUGCACAGCCUGCGUGUGCCGUGAUGGAACGGCGCACUGUGGCCCCCAGCCCAACCUGCCCCACUGCCGUGGCUGCAGCCACAAUGGGCAGUCUUAUGGUCAUGGGGAGACCUUCUCCCCAGAUGCCUGUACCACCUGCCGCUGUCUGGCAGGAACCGUGCAGUGCCAGGGGCCUUCAUGCUCUGAGCUUAACUGUCUGGAGAGCUUCAUCCCUCCUGGAGAAUGUUGCCCCAUCUGCCGGCCAGGCUGUGAAUAUGAAGGGCAGCUUCACCAGGAAGGGUCUAGUUUCUUGUCCAGUUCCAACCCAUGCCUCCAGUGCUCUUGCCUGAGGAGCCUGGUUCGAUGUGUGCCUGUGAAGUGCCAGCCAAGCCCCUGCCUCAAUCCAGUCCCGAGGCUUGGACACUGCUGCCCAGUCUGCCAAGCCUCAGGCUGCACAGAAGGGAACUCUCAUAGGGACCAUGGCCAAGAGUGGACCACUCCUGGAGACCCCUGCCGCAUCUGCCAGUGCCUGGAGGGCCACAUCCAGUGCCGCCAGCGGGAGUGUGCCAGCCUGUGUCCAUACCCUGCCAGGCCCCUUCCGGGCACCUGUUGCCCGGUGUGUGACGGCUGUUUCCUAAAUGGGCGGGAGCACAGCAGUGGGGAGCCCGUGGGCUCCCAGGACCCCUGCUCUAGCUGCCGCUGUACCAAUGGGAGUGUCCAGUGUGAGCCUCUGCCCUGCCCGCCUGCACCCUGCAGAUACCCGGGCAGGAUCCCUGGGCAGUGCUGCCCUGUCUGUGAUGGCUGUAAAUACCAGGGACAUGAAUAUCGGAGCCAGGAGACCUUCACCCUCCAAGAGAAUGGCCGCUGCCUUCGGUGCGUCUGCCAGGCUGGUGAAGUAUCCUGUGAAGAACAGGACUGCCCAGUCACUCCCUGUGUCCGCUCUGCCUCCGGCCCCCAGCUCUGCUCCGCCUGUGUGCUCAAUGGUGAGGAGUUUGCUGAGGGGAUCCAGUGGGAGCCAGAUGACCAGCCCUGUACUUCCUGUUCCUGCCAAGAUGGAGUGCCUGUGUGCAGGGCUGUGCUUUGCUCUCCAGUACCCUGCCAACAUCCUACCCAGCCACCUGGUGCCUGCUGUCCCAGCUGUGAUAGCUGCACCUACCACAGCCUGGUGUAUGCUAAUGGGCAGAACUUCACAGAUGUGGACAGCCCUUGUCAGACCUGCUACUGCGAGGAUGGGACUGUGAGGUGUUCAUUGAUCAACUGUCCUUUCACAACCUGUGCCAAGCCCCAGAAUGGACCAGGCCAGUGCUGCCCUAAGUGCCCAGACUGCAUCUUGGAGGCACAGGUGUUUGUAGAUGGGGAGCGCUUCCCUCAUCCAAGAGACCCCUGCCAGGAGUGCUGGUGUCAGGAAGGCCAAGCUCACUGCCAGCUCCGUGCCUGCCCCAGCGCCCCCUGUGUUCACCCUCUGCCAGGCACCUGCUGCAAGAAUGACUGCACAGGCUGUGCCUUUGGCGGGAAAGAGUACCCCAAUGGAGCGGACUUCCCACAUCCCACUGAUCCGUGUCGCCUGUGUCGCUGUCUGAGCGGCAACGUACAGUGCCUGGCGCGUCGCUGUCCGCCACUGUCCUGUCCGCAGCCAGUCCUCACUCCGGGAGACUGCUGCCCGCAGUGCCCAGAUGCCCCUGCUGACUGCCCACAGUCAGGGAAUAUGGUCCCUGUCCGCCACCAGGAGCACUUUUUCCAACCGGGAGACCCUUGCAGCCGCUGCCUCUGCCUGGAUGGCUCAGUGUCCUGCCAGCGGCUGACCUGCCCUCCUGCGCCCUGCGCCCACCCACGCCGGGACGCCUGUUGCCCCUCUUGCGACGGCUGCCUGUAUCAGGGGAAGGAGUUUGCCAGUGGGGAGCGUUUUCCAUCACCAAACGUUGCGUGCCACGUGUGCCUCUGCUGGGAGGGCAGCGUCAAGUGCGAGCCCAGGACUUGUGCCCCUGCACAGUGCCCCUUUCCCACCAGGGAAGACUGCUGCCCUGCCUGUGAUAGCUGUGAUUAUCUUGGGGUCUCCUAUCUGAGCAGCCAGGAGUUCCCAGACCCCCGGGAAGCCUGCAACCUAUGCACCUGCCUUGGAGGCUUCGUGACUUGCACCCGCCGGCCCUGUGAGCCUCCAGCCUGCAGCCAUCCACUCAUCGUACCCGAGCACUGCUGUCCAACCUGCCAGGGAUGCCUGUACCAUGGGAUCACUGCUGCCCUUGGAGAGACCCUUCCUGACCCCCUUGACCCCACCUGCUCCCUCUGCACCUGUGAGGAAGGUUCUAUGCGCUGCCAAAAGAAGCCAUGCCCUCCGGCUCCCUGCGCUCACCCGUCUCCAGGCCCCUGCUUCUGCCCUGUUUGUCGCAGCUGCCUCUCUCAGGGCCGGGAGCACCAAGAUGGGGAGGAGUUUGAGGGACCCGAGGGCAGCUGUGAGCGCUGCCGCUGUCUGGCCGGCCAGGUCAGCUGCACGAGGCUUCAGUGCCCGUCCCUGCCCUGCUUGCACCAGGUCACAGAACCAGGGACCUGCUGUCCUCGAUGCACAGGCUGCCUCGCUCGUGGGGAGGAGCAUCCUGAAGGGAGUAGCUGGGUGCCAGCGGACAGCCCCUGUUCCUCCUGCAUGUGUCACAAGGGCAUCAUCACUUGUGCCCAAGUCCAGUGUGUCAGCGCCUGCAUCUGGCCCCAGGAGGGGCCCAGCGACUGCUGUCCUCAGUGCUCUGGCUGUGAGCAUGGGGGCAGGAAGUAUGAGCCUGGGGAGAGCUUCCAGCCUGGGGCAGACCCGUGUGAAGUGUGCAUCUGCAAGGAGCAAGCUGACAUGCCCACAGCUCCCAAAGACAUGGGUGUAGCAGACAGGUAUCCUGGUGCCCGGGAGCAGCUCGCGUUCCACAGCCUUGGACUCAGCUCUGUCCAUUCUUGUUGCAGCAGAAGCGUGAGGGGCCUCCCAGCCUUCACUGUAGUCGGCGGCAGUGCCCCAGCCUGGUGGGCUGCCCACCAAGCCAGCUUCUUCCUCCUGGCCCCCAGCACUGCUGUCCCACCUGUGCCCGUGAAGGCACUGAGUAACUGCACAGAGGACCUGGUGGGGUCUGAGCUGGUGCCACCAGACCCCUGCUACACCUGUCAGUGUCAGGAUCUGACGUGGCUCUGUACUCACCGGGCCUGUCCUGAGCUCAGCUGUCCCCUGUGGGAGCGUCACACAACCCCUGGCAGCUGCUGCCCCGUGUGUAAAGACCCUACCCAGUCAUGCAUGCAUCAGGGUCGCUGGGUGGCCUCUGGAGAACAGUGGGCAGUGGAUGCCUGCACCAGCUGCUCCUGUGUGGCUGGUACUGUGCACUGCCAGACCCAGCGCUGCAGGAAGCUCGCAUGUAGCCGGGAUGAGGUCCCUGCCCUGAGUCCCGGCAGCUGCUGUCUCCGCUGUUUGCCCCGGCCGGCUUCCUGCAUGGCCUUCGGAGACCCCCAUUACCGCACCUUCGAUGGCCGCCUGUUGCACUUCCAAGGCAGCUGCAGCUACGUGCUGGCCAAGGACUGCCACGGCGAGGACUUCAGUGUGCACGUGACUAAUGAUGACCGGGGCCGGAGGGGUGUGGCCUGGACCCAAGAGGUAGCAGUGCUGUUGGGAACCGUGGCUGUGAGGCUGCUGCAGGGCAGGACAGUCAUGGUGGACCAGCACACAGUGACCUUGCCCUUCCUCCGGGAGCCACUGCUGUACAUUGAGCUUCGUGGUCACACUGUGAUCCUGCAUGCCCAGCCUGGGCUUCAGGUGCUGUGGGACGGGCAAUCCCAGGUGGAGGUGAGAGUUCCCAGCUCCUACCGGGGCCAGACUUGUGGUCUCUGUGGGAACUUCAAUGGCUUUGCCCAGGAUGAUCUGCAGGGUCCGGAUGGGAGGCUCCUGCCCACAGAGGCUUCGUUUGGGAACAGCUGGAAGGUCCCCAAGGGGCUGGGGCCUGGCCGGCCGUGUUCUGCAGGCCGAGAGGUGGACCCGUGCCGGGCAGCAGGCUACCGUGCCAGGCGUGAGGCCAAUGCCCGGUGCGGGAUCCUGAAGACUUCACCGUUCAGUCAUUGCCAUGCUGUGGUGCCCCCGGAACCCUUCUUUGCUGCCUGUGUGUACGACUUGUGUGCUUGUGGUCCAGGCUCCUCCUCUGACACCUGUCUCUGUGAUGCCCUUGAAGCCUACGCUAGCCACUGUCGCCAGGCAGGGGUGACUCCUGUCUGGAGGGGUCCUACACUCUGUGGCAACCACUCCUGGGUAUCCAAGACUCCCCUGCAGCCCCAAGCAAGCCUUGACCCUGUACCAACUUCUCUUCCAGCGCUCUGCAGAUCUAGGCCAGCUUCAAAAUGCCUUACAGCAGGGCUGGAGCUACCUAUGACACUGCUGGAGAUGGAGGGGAGCCAGCGGGCACAGGAGAAGCUUCUCUGGGACUUGGAGCUGCUGACUGGGGUAGGGCUGGGCCUCUUCUGGCCCCCCUGGGCCGGGUACUGCAGCCAGAGGAGCCAGACUCAGUAUGCACAGAGCCAGUGCAGCCAGUCCUGGGGCAGGAGUGUAGAUGAAGACUUUGAGCAGCUGAGUUCCAAGCUGUGUCCUCCACCCCAGGCUGGGGAAGCCCACAGUGAGAGCCACCAGCUCCUGAAGGGGAAGCUGGCUACAGAUUCUUCAUCUGCUUCAGAUCUGGAGGAAGCCAGGAGUGAUGGAGACCCAAGGCUGGAGGGCCCCAUUAUGCCUGCCAAGGCUGUACCUGGUUCAUCAACAGGAGAGGGGCAAGAAGCCGGUGGAGCAGGAGUUCCUGGAGCUGGUUGCUUACAUUCGACCAACAGCAGUAGCUUCAAGGAGCCAGGAAACUCAGAACUUAAGGACCCAGGCAAGAUGGAAGAAAGGAGCCAAGCAGAACCAAACAUUCAGAGUUCCUUUGGACAGACUCUCAGAAGUACACAGGAGGGAAAGCUGGGCCAGGAAGGCCCAGAGCCCUCUGACCUGGCUUCCCAGGGCUUGUCAGCUCUCCAAGACCUCUCCAAGGGGCUGGGCUCCGGCCUGAGUCAGGAGAGAGCAGCACCUCAGACACUGCUGACUCCUCAAGGUCACCCAGAGGAGACACCACAGGGUCAGCGUGGCCAGUCACCUCAGGGUUAUAAAGGAGAGUCAAUUCAGGGACAAGACAAAGGAGUUCCUCAGAGUCAAAGUGAAAGGAAGCAGGCUCAACAGGGCCAGGAAUUUAAAAUCCCUCCAUUGCAGGAAGGCAGUAAGUCAGAAGUCUGGGAGGAAGUUCAGAGAGGAGCCACAGUAUGGCGCCAGGAAGAGGACAAGCCUCAGGGUCAUCCCAGUGACUUCUGCAAGUCCCCAGAAAAACCCAUCCCUCAGCAUGUGGAAAAGGGGAUAGCAGGACCCCAGGGUGGGAGCACCCAGGUGACACAGGCAGCAGCCACCCAGGAAGGGACGUGGGCUCCUCCCACCCCACCACAGCUCCAAGGCCCAGAAGGAGGGAUACUUGUCUCUGAGGCGCAGGAGCGCCAGCCAAGGCUCCCCAGUGCUCUCAGGGAGCAGAGAGUCCCUAGGGACCCCAAACCCUCCAAGGACGCGUGGCCUGAGCCCCGGAACAGGGAGGAUGCACUGGCCAGCGCAGGGCAGGAGGUUCUGCAGCGACUGCUAGAGCUGAACGGAGCAGCCAGGCAGCGGCGGCGGAGGGACCGAGAGCAGCAGCGGCUCCGGGUCCUGGAACGACUCCGCAUCCUUGCGAACCACCAUCGCCGGGUUUAUCCGCUGGGGCUCCUUCCCAGCGUGGCUCAGAAGGCACCACAGGAGGACAGAGCAGGACGGCAACGCAUCUUGCGGGAACUGCUGGAACAAGUGCAUCGAGGCAGGACUUUGCAGCUGCGGGCACUCGGGGCCAGGAACACCCAGAACUUCCAGGAGCUACUGUCCCCUGGCACUGAGGAGCCUACUCUUGGAGAAUAGCUUUGACCCUACCCAACCUGCCCCUUCCCUUGCUGGGUCCCCUGGAGAUUUGGAGCUGAUGAUUAAGGAAAAGGCUAAAGGGGUGACGCUACUAGGUGUGAGAUAGUUUUAGAAAGGCCCAGAGGGAACCAUUAAGGCCAGGGAGAACACACACACACACACACACACACACACACACACACACACACACACAGAGAGAGAGAGUCUCGAACGCAUUCUCGAACGCACACGCACGAACAGAGCAAUGAGGCUCCACCAGAAAUCCUCUUAUUUCUUCUUCUGGUUCCUAAGUGACUGCCAGGCCCAAGCUCAGAGGGCCAGAUCUCGAGGGUCCAGGAGUGCAAAGGCACCAUUCUUACGGAAGAAUGACUCAAUUCGGCACAUCUUGCAGGAGACCAAUUCUUGCUUUGUUGGAGGGCCUGGGAAAAGAUGUCAGAUACUAGAAAUGGGUUUGUGAGAAGGAGGUCUCAGAGCACAGGAGUUUCCCACAUAGCCCUGAGACUCUACCCAUGUUGUACCUGCCCUGCAUAAACAAAUAAAAAGGACUUCUGAGAA